AUGUGCAGUUGGUGUUUAGCACAAAUUAGCUUCUUUGAACAAGGAGAGUUCAGUGUUGGUGCGGUCCUACGUGCCCGGCCUCUCCAGGUGGACUCAGAUUCCCAGCAUGCCUCGCUGGGCCGUGCGUGGCUGCGGCGCGUGACGUCGGGGAGGGAGCUGGCCAGUGCUGAGGGGGCGCGGCGCGGAGGGGCGCGGAGCCGGCGGCUCGGGGCCCUGAGAGCGCGGCGCCCGGGAGCCCGCCGGCCGCUGACAGCCCCCACUCCCCCCAGCGAACUGCGACGACCACGACGGCUAGGGUGCGGGUCAUGGCGGAGCAGGGAACCCAGCGCAGGCCCUGAGCAGCACCGCAUGGAGCGGGACGAACGGCCGCCCAGCGGAGGGGGAGGCGGCGGGGGCUCGGCGGGGUUCCUGGAGCCGCCCGCCGCGCUCCCUCCGCCGCCGCGCAACGGUUUUUGUCAGGAUGAACUGGCAGAACUCGACUCAGGCACUAGAAAAGAAAUGAGAAAGAAAGGGGAAGAAAGAAAAGGAAGAAAGAGAAAGAAAAGGAAGAAAGGAAGGAAGGAAAGAAAGGAAUAUAUGACUGCCAGGAGCAGUGGAUUUGUCAUGCAGGCACCAAGUCCCAACUAAUAAAUCUAGUACAAUUAAAAGAAAAACUUUUAAUCUUUUUACUAUUUUGUUCAGUUUUGGAUUUGGAUAUGUCUAUUAUGGUAGAAGAUCUUCACCACAUGUAUGUGUUGUGGAUAUUCCCAGUCUUUAACUUUCUGUUAACUUGUCAAUGUAUUUUUUGACAAGACUUUGUAGUUUUUUGAAUUCCAGUUUAUUUUAUAUUUCAUAAUUAGUGCUUUCUGUUGCCCUGUCUAAAAUAUCAUGACUUAACCAGUGCAUGCAAAGGUAGUCUGAUUCUUCACUUGAAAUUUUAUGGCUUUAGUUUUUAUAUUUAUGUCUAUAACUUAACUAAUUUCUUUUUGUAUGGUAUGAGAUUUAAAUGAACUUUUUUAUGUGAAUGUACAUUUGUUGCCAUGUUGUUUGUUGAAAAUACUUCUCACUGAAAUUUUUGUUACUUGUUAAAAUAACUUGAUCUUUAUAUACGUUUAAUUAAAGAAAAUAGUCAAUCUAUCAGUAAUUCAACAUUUAUUAUUGUUUUGCAAUAAAUAUAUUGAAAUCAGGGACUAUCAGUCCUCUAGUUGCCGCCUUUUCUAAGAGGAUUUGACUAUUCUCGGUUUUUACUUGGUUUUUAUUUACUUACUAAUUUAAGGAUCAGACUGUAAAUUUUACCCACAAAAAGCCUGUUGAUUUUGACUAUUGUAUUGACUAACAAUUUGGGGAUAACUGUUUUCUUAGAAUUGUCUUCUAAUCUGAAAUCUAUCUUUGAUUAGGAGUCUAUGAUUUUUCUUAGCCAAUGUUUUUCAGACACUAGUGUGGAAAUCUCAUACUUUAAAUUUACCACAAAGUAUUAUAUUUUCUAAUGAUAUUGUAAAUGACAUUAGUAUAUUUUUAAUUUUCCAGAUGUUUGUUGCUAGUAUGUAGAAGUAACAUUGAUUUUUGUAUUUGUAUCAUACAUCAUUGUUAAAUUAGUUUACUAGUUAUAGUAACUUUUAAAAAUAAAAAAUUUAGAACUUUUUAUAUGUAUACCUGUGAAUAAAGACAUUCUUAUUCUUUUUGUUGUUCAUGACUUUUAUCUUUUUAGCUCAUUUACUUUCUUCGACUAAGAUUGCCAUCCAGUCCAAUGUUAAAAAAAGAUGGUGAGAGUGAUAGUCUUGUGUUUUGAUCUUGGGGCAAAGAAAAAAUUUACUAUUUCAUUAUCAAACAUGAUGCUAGCUAUAAGUUCUUCUUAAAAGUUGUGGUCAAGUAUAUUUUAUCUUAACCAUUUAUGUGUACAGUUUAAUGCCAGAAAGUAUGUUCAUAUUGUUAGGCAAUUAUUGGGUUGCUGGAAAAGUCAUGACAUAUUUUUCUAUGUAAAAUUGUGAC
This is a messenger RNA of Erinaceus europaeus (western European hedgehog), 1968 nucleotides long. RefSeq lists its product as uncharacterized. The transcript has 4 exons. The record is from RefSeq and is a predicted model, not a curated record. NCBI's taxonomy places the organism in Eukaryota, Metazoa, Chordata, Mammalia, Eulipotyphla, Erinaceidae. The coding region runs from base 1 to 627 and encodes 208 amino acids.